Psylliodes chrysocephalus is the source of this 1697-nucleotide messenger RNA. The record is from the annotation of a GenBank genome assembly. NCBI's taxonomy places the organism in Eukaryota, Metazoa, Arthropoda, Insecta, Coleoptera, Chrysomelidae.
UGACAAAAUAGUUAUACUCGUAUCAGUACAACGAUCACAGUGAGAUUAUUAACUCAAAUUAUAAUUAUAAUUAUAACGUGUUUCGUAGUGGUUUAGUGUUCUCGACAAUUAUUUCGGUGUCAAAAGUUUUAAAAUAUUUUACUAAAAAUACCAUGGAAGAGAUGAUUAAAUUUAGUUUAAAAGACUACAGCUGCAUAGGAUUCGAUUUGGAUAAUACUUUAGCAAGGUACAAAUUAUCAAACUUAAUAGAAUUAGAAUACUACAUAAUGGCAGAUUUUUUAAUAAAACAAAGACAUUAUCCAGGAGACAUUUUACUAAAACCGUUAGAUCCUAAUUUUUUAUUAAAGGGUUUGGUAAUAGAUGAUAAAUUUGGUAAUGUGGUUAAAAUAGCAGCCGAUGGUGCCAUUGUAAGCGCUGCUCAUGGUACAAAAUGGUUAAACGAAGAAGAACUACUGAAUUACUAUCCUACGCGGCAUCGACAGUUUAUAGACGAUUAUGUAGAUGAUCCUAUAGAAGCUUCGAAUCGUUGUUACAAUGAUAAAAUGAGAUUUUCUCUUGACUAUUUCGACAUUGCAAACAGUUUAGUGUACGCCAGAGCUGUGGACACUGUAGAACAACACCGUCUUCAUGAGAAGAUUACAGAAAUUUGGCAAGAUAUUAUUGAUUGCUUGCUCUACAUGUUCGUUUCUGACCAUUUUCAUCAAGAUAUAGGUGGAUAUUAUCCUGAAAUUAGGAGACAUCCGGAGAAAUAUUAUCAAAAAUGUAGCCAAUCCGUUCUUAAUUGGCUUUUGUUUCUCAAAUCAUCUGGAAUACGACUAUUUCUGAUAUCAGGAGCUUAUGCAGGUUCAGCUCACAUAACUGCUGCUUAUACGAUAGGAGAAAACUGGCAGGACUAUUUCGAUAUAAUCAUUUUUGGUGCUAGAAAACCAGGAUUCUUUACCUCUCAUAGAGAUUUUCUCAGAGUAGAAGGGUAUAAGGAAACCCAUAAAAUUUCCGAAAACCAACUGCAACUGGGAGGAAUUUACUCCAUUGGUAAUUGGUCUGUAGUUAAAAUUUUUUUGACAAAUCUAUGCAAGAGUAGCGAUCCAAAAUUUUUAUACAUAGGGGACAACUUGCUCCAAGAUGUUUACACGCCUAAUGUAUGUGAUAAAAUCGAUACGCUGUGCAUUUGUGAAGAAUUGGAAGCUGAAAAUGCAUUUGGAUUUCCAGGUAGCCAUCCCGAUAAAAACGUUUUGAAAUCGACUUUGUGGGGAUCCUUCUUUUUUAGUGAUAGUAGUACAUUAAGUUACUGGGGCUAUUUAAUGAAAAAUUAUUCUAGAAUUUUUGUACCUAGUAUAGAAUAUUUAGCCAAGUUUCCUGUGGAUUACGAAUUUGUUUCUAAUAACUCUUAAGGAUUGGUUUUAAUUAUUUUAGUUUAUAAUUAUUAAAUAAUUUAUUUUUGUUUGUCAAUUAGUUGGUUUUUAUCAAAUUAAUUUGUGUCUAAAAAGUCGAACUAUUAACACUGCGCACUUAUCAAUUAAUAAACAUUUUUUUGCAAAGAUAUUUUUAAUGUUGAUGUGAAAAUAGUUAUAUACCUAAACUAAUAUAGUUCGAGAACACAGUUUGUAGCUGAGUUAAAUACGAGAGAGAGAGAGAGAGAGAGAGAGAGAGAGAAUAUAUCUAUUGCUUAUUGUCUAAGUAUUGACAAACACAAUGAG